GUGGAGGGGGGUGGGGUGGCUCAGAGGGAGAAUCAGAGACUCACACUAUCCCUACGACUAGAAGAGCAGAGAGAUAGACACAACUCAGGGAGACUGUAUAAGUCUGGAGCAUAGAUCGUCAUGAGGACACCAACACACAGGCGUCGAUAGGAUGGAAGUGUACCCCCAUGAUGUGGCCAACUGGGACCCUUCGCCGUCUUAUUCUUCUCCAUCUAGGCAGCCUUUGGGCAUCGUCAUCAGGUCAUGAGGGGACAAGCGCAUCCUUGCGAUUACAACUUCUGGGCUUCUAAUAGGGAGUCAGCACCUGCUUGGUGUAAGCGCAGCAAACAUCAUGCUUGCCAGAAUACUUCUCUGGAUCCUUUACCUGCUACCUCUCGUAUCUGCUUUAGAAGAAAUUCUACUUGAUACAACCUACGAGACCUCAGAGAUUGGCUGGGCAACCUACCCUGAAGGAGGGUGGGAUGAAGUUAGUGUCCUAGACGGCCAACGGCGCCUCCUACGAACGUACGAAGUUUGCAAUUCAUAUGCUCAACGUUCCAACCAGAGCAACUGGCUCCGUACUGGUUACAUCGCUGCCCGCGGCACCCAGCGAGUCCAUGUCACACUCCGUUUCUCAAUACGAGACUGCGCCAGUUUACGACCACCGCCAGGAAGGCGUCACUUGGCCUGCCGGGAGACAUUCACGCUUUUGUAUCGACAAGCCGACGCUGCCAUGGAAGCGGAGGACUGGGAGUGGACAGAGGAGGCCUGGACAAAAGUGGAUACCAUUGGAGCGGGCAAAAGCUUUAGUAGGGACCCGGGUAAGGGAGGCGAGGGUCCACGGAUGGACGAGAGGAAUUUAGAUUUUGGGCCAGUCCGUAAAAAUGGAUUUUACUUGGCCUUUGUGGAUUCUGGGGCCUGCCUCUCUAUGGCUGGAGUCAAAGUUUUUUUUCACAAGUGCCCAGCCACUGUGAGGAGCCUGGCAUUCUUCCAUGAAACACCAUCUAGUGGAGGAGGAGGGGCGUCACUGGCUGAAGCCUUAGGCAGUUGUGUUGUUGGCGCUCACCCUUUGGGGACUACAAAACUCAGUCUACACUGCGGAGGAGAGGGGGAAUGGAUGGUGUCUAGCGGAAGUUGUGCCUGCAGUCCGGGGAGAGAAGUGAGUGAAGAUGGAACUGAGUGUCGGGGUAAGACUUGCCUGCCCGGGACAUACAACCCGUCUGAUGCCUCCACAGAUGGCUGCCAUCCCUGCCCAAGUAACAGCAACUCUACAACCUCAGGGGCGUUUACCUGUAGAUGUAACAGGGGAUUCUACCGCACCCCCGAGGAGUCCCCCAAUUCCCCCUGUACAGGACCUCCUUCAGCAGCUUGGGAUUUGAAUUACGAAGUGACCGGUCCUGGAUCUGUGUCCCUGACCUGGAGGACUCCUAAGGACUUGGGAGGUCGGAAGGAGGUCAUGUAUUCAGUGGCAUGUAAAGAGUGUAUGAGCGGACGCUGCCUCCGGUGUGGGAAUGGAGUGAUGUUCAGACCCGGACAGGUAGAACUCACCCAAACACGUGUCCAUCUCACUGGGCUCCUACCAGGCGUGGCCUACACCAUGGAGGUGCAGUCAACCAAUAAGGUGUCUGAAAUGAGUGCUGAACAGCCAAAACACGCCUCUCUGAACCUCAGCAUCAGCCAGUCAGUGCCAUCUGCUGUGCCCAUAAUACACCAAGUCAGUCGGUCGACUCAGAGUAUCACCUUAUCCUGGCCCGAACCGGAACAACCGAAUGGCAAGGUCCUUGACUAUCAGCUGCGUUACCGUGAAAAGGCGGACGAGGGGGAGUCUUUGUCCCUUAUCAGUGAAACAAAUACAGCUACAGUUGGAGGUCUCAACCCCGGAGCGAUUUAUGCCUUCCAGGUCAGAGCCAGGACGGAGCGUGGCUAUGGGUCCUACAGCGGGAACAUGUACUUCCAGACUCUGCUGGGCGGUAGUGAACAGGCGGAAGUAUCACAAGACAAGCUACCUCUUAUUGUUGGAUCCUGCCUGGGUGCUUUGGCCUUCAUUGGAAUGUCCAUCAUGCUCAUCAUUAUCCUUCUCUUCAAGAGUAAAAGAAGAGAAACUCCAUACACUGACAGACUGCAGCACUACAUCAGUUCAAGAGGUUUAGGAGUGAAGUAUUACAUUGAUCCUUCCACAUAUGAGGACCCCGCCGAGGCUGUGCGGGAGUUCGCCCGAGAAAUCGAUGUCACCUUUGCGAAGAUUGAAGAGGUGACGGGAACAGAAGAGUACGGUGAUGUCUGCCGUGGCCGCCUUUGUCUACCCGGAAAGCGAGAGAUAGCCGUGUGUAUCCGCACACUGCGCUCAGGGAGCGGAGACAAGGAACGCGCAGAGUUUCUCAGUGAAGCAAGCAUCAUGGGACAGUUUGACCACCCCAAUGUCGUGCGCCUUGAAGGGGCUGUGACCCGCAGUCGCCCCAUAAUGAUCCUUACAGAGUAUAUGGAGAAUGGGGCACUGGAUGCAUAUCUUCGACAAUGUGAAGGUGGUCUGUCGGCCCUGCAGAUGGUCUCUAUGCUGCGCGGAGUGGCGUCCGGUAUGCGUUAUCUUUCAGAGAGAAGUUACGUUCACAGGAAUCUGGCUGCUCGCAGCAUCUUGGUGAACGGCCAGCUGGUGUGUAAAGUGUCCGGCUUACGUGGGCCUGGAGAGGUGGUUGGCAGACAGUCAUUGCGUUGGAUGGCACCCGAAGCUCAUCAGCAAAGGAAAUUCUCCAGCUCUAGUGAUGUAUGGAGCUACGGGAUUGUCAUGUGGGAAGUGACAUCCUAUGGAGAAAGGCCAUACUGGGACAUGAGCAACCAGGAGGUGCUGGAUGCCAUUGAGCAGGAAUACCGCCUCCCUCCGCCCCCUGACUGCCCCAGCGCCCUGCACCUCCUAAUGUUAGACUGCUGGCAGCGGGAUCGCUCUCAGAGGCUGCGUUUUGAACAGAUUGUCAGCUCUUUGGAUCGGAUGAUUAGAAACCCCAAUUGUUUAAGAACCGUAGGAGUAUCAAAUAGCAGACCCUCUCAGCCGCUUCUGAGCAACUGUCCUCCGGAUCUCCCCUCCCUCUCCUCACCCCAUGAGUGGCUGGAGGCCAUCAAGAUGGAAAGAUACAAGGAGAACUUCGAUAAAGCCGGAUACACAAGUCUAGAUGUCAUUUCUCGUCUGACGGCUGAAGACAUCCAGCUAAUUGGUGUGACACUUUCUGGCCACCAGAAGAAGAUACUCAGCAGCAUUCAGCUCCUAAAAGCUCAUCUGCAGCCACUGGAACCCGUGGAAGUCUGAGGCCUUGGCAGAGACGGGCAUUCGUUGAGAUUCGGGAGACGUUAGCGGCCACGAGAGGCAGGGUGACUUAAGGAUACGAGACAGACUUAUGAAGAAAUAUCAGGCAAGACUGACAAAUUCACAGAGACAGGACAAUAACCAAGAGUAACACUGACUGACGUCAAGAUCUCAGUGUCGCUAGCGGCCAGCACGACUCCAGGGGACGCAAAGACAGCUCAAUGUACCAGAUGCCACAAGAUUCUUGGGCACAAGACAAGAAUAUUUAUUGGCAUUUAAAAAAACAUUACUGAUGGACGGUGGUGGAAAAAAGACGGUCAAGACAAGAUUAUUAAUUGGCAAUUGAGCAUCUAGAAACCAGUUACUGAUGGACAGUGGCGGAAACUAAUAAAGACAGACAUCUGUUCAGCACAAA
Molecule: messenger RNA, 3689 nt
Organism: Rana temporaria (common frog)
Lineage: Eukaryota; Metazoa; Chordata; Amphibia; Anura; Ranidae
Product: ephrin type-B receptor 5-like
Exons: 16
Coding region: 332-3277 (981 amino acids)
Biological process (GO): axon guidance; cell surface receptor protein tyrosine kinase signaling pathway; protein phosphorylation
Cellular component (GO): neuron projection; plasma membrane
Molecular function (GO): protein binding; transmembrane-ephrin receptor activity; ATP binding
Source: RefSeq, a predicted model, not a curated record